Molecule: messenger RNA, 7233 nt
Organism: Myotis myotis
Lineage: Eukaryota; Metazoa; Chordata; Mammalia; Chiroptera; Vespertilionidae
Product: zinc finger protein 407-like
Exons: 5
Coding region: 180-5180 (1666 amino acids)
Biological process (GO): regulation of gene expression
Cellular component (GO): nucleus
Molecular function (GO): zinc ion binding; nucleic acid binding
Source: RefSeq, a predicted model, not a curated record
CAGGGAGCCGCCGGAAGUCGCUCAACGGAAAGGCAGGAUGUCCCGCCCCUUCCUCCCAGAGGGAAGACGGUGAGCCGGAGGAGUCAGUCGUAGGGGCAGCAGGAGCGAUCCUGUCGGCAAACAGGUUAUGAGUGCCAAGUGAGCUACCCUGGCAGAGGAGCAGUGUCGGCACAUUAGUAAUGAUGGAUACUGAGAAGAAACCAGAGAACGAUGAGGACGAAAAUGUAAACAAGGAAGCAGAAGACUCAAGGACUGUUUCAUCUCAGGAUGUGGAGUGUAGGCCCUUGUCUGAUUUGGUAGUGAAUUCCUCUGAGAAUUCCGCUAGCAAAAGAGCUUUUUCAGAGUCAUCAACCAGCGUUUUUGUAGAGGAAGAUGGAAAUAAACAUGCUUCCAAGCGAAUGAAAUUCAGUGAGGCUGAGCCCUGUAGGUCCGAAGAGCAGGGUGUUCGUGGGUUCUCCAAAGUGGAGGUCCCAUCCAGUGAAAUGGUGAAGGCGUCCUUCCUGAAUGACUGCUCAGAUGGAGAUACAUGUCCUCCCACCUCGUUUUCCCUUCUCUGCAGUUCUAGCCCAACUGACACUGUUUCUCUGAAAACAGACACCGAGAAGAUGAUUGCUCAGGAAAUGGUAUCCCUUGACCCAGAAACAAAAUCUUUCCCUAGCAAAGAGGUUGCUAGUGUUGGUUGUACCAUCGGGAAGAUUGAUUCAGCUUUCAAGUGCAACACGUGUGACCGUUUGUUUUCUUCUUGCUCGGACCUGGAGAAGCAUGCUGAAUGUCACAUGCCGCUGUCUAUGGAGCCUGCCCACUGCCCCUGCAGCCAUGGAGCGGAGAGCAGCCCAGCAUUGCAGACCCAUGCCACACAAGCACAUGGGUCACGGACCGUCUUUUCUUGUGACCUUUGUGGCUUUCAGUGUGUGGAAGAGAACCUUUUGAACGCACAUUGUCUUGGAAAAACACAUCUCCGGCGCCAGAAUCUUGCUGCUCGUGGAGGAUUUGUGCAGAUCUUAACAAAACAGCCUUUUCCUAAGAAAUCAUGUACCAUCGGAACAAAGAAUGUUCGUGUAAAACCAAGAGCAUCUAAACAAAUAGCAAAGAAUAGCGAUUCAAAAGGACUAAGAAAUGGUGGAAGCAAAUUUAAAGAUUUCAGAGGCAGCAUUUCUAAGCAGAGUGGAAGUAGCAGUGAGCUUCUUGUUGAAAUGAGGCCGUCCAGGAGUACUUUGCUAGAAAAGGGAGAGAUUGUUCAAGAAAAUGUCACUUCCUUUGGUACAACUCGAAAUCCUGAAAACCAGAAUAAAAAGUUAGGAGCAUUAGUAGCCUCACAGGGUCUCUUAGAUAAAUUGGAAUCUACCAAAAAGACUCUACAGACAGCACAUAGUAUCAGUGCAACCUCGAGACCGAGACCUGAGCGAAACAUUCUCAUGUUGGCUAAUAGCUUCCGACGACGAAGCGGCCCUUUUCCUUUAAAAGGCCAAGCCAAGAAAAGGUUUAAUCUUUUAGGAAUUAAUAAACGGGGCACUAGUGAAUCUCCCAGGAUAUAUAUGAAACACGUUAGAGCACAGAUGAAAACAGGUGAUUCAGAGUCCAUGCCUAAACACAUAGAAACGGGUGGCAGUACCCACAGUCUGUGUGUAUCUUCCUCAGAAACCCUGGACCUGAAGCAGGAUGAAAGAAAUGCCCACCUUGUCAGCUACUUUGACCCUCCCACAGUGAGGGCAGCUUCUGACCGUCAGAUGUCAUAUACUUGUACAGACUGUGGCCAAGUGUCUACAAGUAGGACAGAGUUGGAAGUCCACAUGAAAAGGUGCCAUGCAAAAGAGGUGAAAUUGUCCUGCCAGACAUGUGACUUCUCCAGCAUGUCGAGGAGGGACCUACAUGAACAUUUGCACAAUCACCAGCUUCAGCAAACUGCCUCUGUCCUCAGUUGUCAGUGCUGCUCAUUUAUUUCCUUGAAUGAAACACAUCUUAGAGACCACAUGAAGGAAAAGCACAGUAUGGGCUUUCUCUGUUCUCCCUGUAAUCUGUACUUCUUGUCUGAGAAGGACAUGGAGGAACACAAGACAACUGAGAAGCAUAUUCGCUUAUUGAUUCAACCAAAGACUUCUCAAUCAUUUAACAAUGAUUUGGUUUUACAGACUUUACCUUUAAGUACUUUAGAAUCAGAAAACACAAAGGAGACUAUGAGUGAGUCAGAAAGAGUGGCUCAGGAAGAACUGACUAAAACCCGGGUAAGCCAUGGAAGUGAAGUAAGGCAUUCCAAUAAACCUCAAUUUCAGUGUAAGAAGUGCUUUUACAAAACACGGUCCUCCACUGUUCUCACACGACACAUAAAGCUUAGGCAUGGUCAGGACUACCACUUUCUUUGUAAAGCAUGUAAUCUUUAUUCAUUGAGCAAAGAAGGAAUGGAGAAACACAUUAAGAGAAGCAAACAUCUUGAAAAUGCUAGGAAAAAUAAUAUUGGCUUAAGCUUUGAAGAAUGUAUUGAAAGGGUUUGUAUAGGUGCAAAUGACAAAAAAGAAGAGGUUACAAUUUCUGGAAAUGAGAGGACAGAAGGCGACGUAGAAGGUGUGCAAUUUCAGGAAUGUAACUCUUUGGAGAAGAGCAUACUCACUGCCAAGGAACAGCCACAGUCUGGCGUAAUCUCCAAAGAUGAUGAGUUAGCUUUGACCACCACUCCAAAGAGAGGGAGACCCAAAGGUAACAUCUCACGGACAUGUUCACACUGUGGCCUCUUGGCUUCUAGUAUUACAAAUCUGACCGUUCACAUUAGACGAAAACAUAGUCACCAAUAUAGUUACUUAUGCAAAGUGUGUAAGUAUUAUACUGUAACUAAGGGAGAUAUGGAGCGUCAUUGUGCUACCAAGAAGCAUAAAGGACGUGUAGAAAUAGAAGCAAAUGGAAAACAAAGUUCAGAUAUCAUUAUUGGCCCUGAGGGGGGUAACCUUGAAGCCUGUAGUAGGAGCACCAGUUCAGAUGAACAGGCUAAUAAGUCAGCUGAACCAGAUCCCUCCAGUUCAGAAAAACCAGGACAAGAGCACGGAGAUCCAAUUGAAGUUGAAGUUGAAAAUGUAUUUCAUUCUACGGAUGGGGAAGCUGGCAGUCAUGUUAUUGAUGAGAAGGAACAAGUAUCUCUAGAACCAGAGGCCCUGAUGCAGCAAAGGGAAGUAUGCUCACAGAGAGGUGCUCUGAGCACAAGUGACAAUAAAUGUGCACACUGCGAGUUUAGUGCUCACUCUUCAGCUUCCCUAGAACUGCAUGUAAAACGGAAACACACAAAAGAGUUUGCAUUUUAUUGCAUGGCAUGUGAUUACUAUGCUGUGACUCAUCGAGAAAUGACCAGGCAUGCAGCAACAGAAAAGCACAAGGUGAAAAGGCAGUCUCACCUGAACUCUUCUGACGUGGGAGCAAGUCCUUCAGAAAUGUCCAAAAACGUCGUCAUACCUGAGGAGCAGCAUCGACAACAUUCUGAAGAAUUUCAGAUAAUUUCAGACCAAUCACCUGAAACUCUUAAAUCUACAAAUGCUACUAGUCGUUCUGUUUUAGAUGAGAAUACUAACUUAGACAUGUCUAAAGUACUCUGUGUUCCUGACUCUAUAGAAAUUGAGACUGAAGAAGAAUCUAAUCUUAGUGAAGGUCCUUCGUUUUGUGAAACUUCGCAACAGCCCCUUGCCCAGGACAAAGUUAGGAAACCUGAGGAAGUGGUGACCCUUAACAUUUCCUCUAAUGGCUCCCCAAGCAAAUUUCAGAAUGAAAAUUCAGGAAGUUCAGCUUUAAUUUAUGAGACAACAAAGAACAAUCACAAUAAAUUGAAUGACAUCAGUGAUCCAAGUGCACAUUGUGAUAGCGAUGGAGGGAAUGGAGGAGACCAUGGAGGUGAAAUCCUCAGUAAACAUGGAUGUCUCGGAGAUCUGGAUGGAGCCCAUUCAGCUGAAAGCACCAUCCCUGUAGUGAUGAGAAUGAUGGGAGGACAGCUAAACCUGGAUAGCCGUGGUCAAGACCAAGUUGGAAAUGUGCAGAGUUCAGUGGAUUUGAAAGCUAUGCAAGGAGAUUCUAUCUUGGAAAAUAAGGAAAUUCUGAUGAAUUCCCAACAUGAAACUGAAGUUGUUAUAGAAGAGGAUGGUCCAGCUUCUGAUAGCACGGUUGAAAGUAAUGAUGUUUAUGAAACUAUAAUUAAUGUUGAUGAUAAAGGACAGGCCAUGUAUAGCUUUGGCCGGUUUGAUUCUUCCAUAAUAAGAAUAAGGAAUCCGGAAGAUGGUGAAUUGAUAGACCAGUGUGAAGAGGGUCUGAUAACAACAGAAGUGAGAAUGAGUGAGUCACCCUUAAAAGACUGUGCUCAAGGUGUGAAAAAGAAGAAAUCUGAAGGCAGCUCCUUUGGCGAAUCCACACGAAUCCGUUGUGAUGACUGUGGUUUCUUAGCAGAUGGGUUAAGUGGACUGAAUGUUCACAUAGCCAUGAAGCAUCCUACAAAGGAGAAACACUUCCAUUGUUUGCUGUGCGGAAAGUCCUUCUACACAGAGAGCAACCUGCAUCAGCACUUGGCUAGUGCUGGCCACAUGAGAAAUGAACAGGCCAGCGUGGAGGAGCUUCCGGAGGGCGGGGCCACCUUUAAAUGUGUCAAAUGUACAGAGCCCUUUGAUUCGGAGCAAAAUUUAUUUCUGCAUAUUAAAGGGCAGCAUGAGGAACUGCUCCGGGAGGUGAAUAAGUACAUAGUGGAAGACACUGAGCAAAUCAACCGAGAGCGAGAGGAGAAUCAGGGAAAUGUCUGCAAGUAUUGUGGCAAGAUGUGUCGCAGUAGCAAUUCUAUGGCAUUCCUGGCCCACAUCCGCACUCAUACAGGAUCAAAACCAUUCAAGUGCAAGAUCUGCCAUUUCGCAACAGCUCAGCUUGGCGAUGCCAGAAACCAUGUCAAAAGGCACCUUGGGAUGAGGGAAUACAAGUGUCAUGUGUGUGGGGUUGCUUUUGUAAUGAAGAAGCACUUAAAUACUCAUCUGCUAGGCAAACAUGGAGUUGGCACCCCCAAAGAAAGAUGGAGAAGAUGCCGUUACAGAAAGUCAUGUCUCAGGAAGGAAUAUGCCCACCAGGGUUCCAGGCAGCAGAUGACUGACUUCGCAUCUUGUGAGUCUAGAUCAGGCUCCAGCCUGAGAAACAUCUGUGUGAGCUCUGUCCUCGGAUACGGAGACUUUUAAUCCCAAGAUGAAGGUUGUGACUUGGAGUCAGAGAUAGCUUUCUUUUCAUAUGACCCAUUUUAAAUGACUGUACUCUGCCUUAGAGUUACUUUUCUCAUAGUUUCUACCACUUGUUUCAAUUGUCUUUUCUGCUGAUACCCAGGCCCCACCAGAGUGUUCAAAGCAAAACUGGAUAGUGCUCACCUAGCUACUGCUGACAAGAGUGGGUGCGAAGUCUCCACCCAGGUGCUCUGGCAGGGUGCAGUCUUCCUUAUGGUUUGUGGAGACUUAAGUUGAUGUUACUUACAGUAAGGAUGCUCUGAAAUAAGAGUACAGGGUGUUUUGGGGUUUUUUUUUUGGAAGAAUUCAUAACUUUAUUAAUGAUUUUAGACUAUUUAUAGAAUCACUAAGAGUGUAAAGGGGGUCACUAUUUUAAAAAAAUACUUUACCACCUUUAAGGAGGGAAUGUAUGUUCUAUAGGGGUUUCUAAAGGUCUCAGUUCAUAUGCCUUGCAAAUGUCAGCAGCUUGCUAUAUUUAAUUUGCUCUAACAUCAGGUAGCUUAUUGCAGAAUAAUGGAGAAUUUUGGAUUUUAAAGGGAACCUUUAAAUGUUUUAGAUGUGAGAAUAGUUUCAGAGAGACUUGCCCUAGAUCAUCUAGCUAUUCAAAAUGGUGACAAUUAAAAAUGAACGGAACCUACAGAGUUUGUAAUUUCUGCAUCCUUCUUUGGUAAAAGGGAGCUAGGGCUCCUUAGUUCUCUGGUAGAGUUACGCUUUUUCACAGGUGAUCUCUGUUAGCAGUGCUUCCUACUCUCUCAGCACUUUUAAUCUUAGUAGAUGCUGGUAAGGUAUAAGUCCUCCCCCCUUACAGGUGCUUAUUGAUGAAGUAGACUGCAGGCAUGGGCAAAAGUAAGUUUGCAGACUCUGAACACAGAGUCUAUUCUAGUAUCACGAAUUAAUUAAUUAAUUAUUGUUUUUAUUAUCCUUUUUAACCUACUGUUGCCCCCCCAUACAUAAAAAAUAAGUCUGAGGUUAAAUGAACAGUAAGUAUUUUUUUUAGUCUGAAGGAUAUUGCUGUAAAACUUUUCUAGUGCUGAAAUUUACAGAAACUAUAGAUUUUUCUUUCAGUGAUAGUGUCAUUAUUGUUUGCAUAUUGUUGGGUUGUACAGUAUUAAAUAAGAUUUUUCUUGAGGAUAUUACUCAAUGAAAUAGUAAAUUGACUGAAGCAUGAAGAAAGGUGUAGGAGUGCAUUUAAGACUAUGGGACUGACUGCAAAAUAUACUUGCAUGUAGUAACAUAAACGUGAAGCCGAAGGAACUUGGCCAUUUGUAGCAUAUAUUAAGUCAUAUCAUCAUAAACAUUCUUUGUUCUAUAAAAAUUGUUAAAAGUUCCAAGUAAAAUAACUAUUACAUAUAAGUCAAUGUAUUGGAGAACCUUUUUUAUGGAAAUGAUAACUCAUCCAUUGCUAUCACAGCACUCAAUAAACUUCUGUUAGGAUCACUCUGAUAUGAAUUUUUUUGUGGUUGAGAAAUUGUGCUUUUCAAUAUUACUUAAAUAGAAGUUAUUUCGACAUUAAUUCAUAGACAGUUUGCCAUAGAUUUUUCUCUCAUGUCUUAAUAAUCAUUGAUAUCACAAUGUUAGAAGAAUAGACAGGCAUGGAAAUGAUGAAAUAAACCAACAAUUCCAAUUUUGGUUAUUCUAGGCACCCAGUUUUACUGUAUAUUGAGUUGUAUGUGAGAGGAAGUGUUGAGUGGAGGCCUUUAAGGUCCAAGCUGAAAUUGACUUGUAUUUAAGUUUCAAUUGUAAAUGUGCAGGAUUUCAUAUGUGAUGGACUUUGACUCUAGUGUCAUUAAGUAUAAUAAAACUCACCUGCAAAAGGCACAUGACUGUUAUAGAGUCAUCAUAUAGGAAGAAACUUCUGAGUGAGAUGUUUCUGUCCAGCCACCCACUGUGCACAUGCCCAUCCAAGCACACACACAAUACACUUGCAUGUCCCUGUGAAGAACGCAGCCAUGACCUUUGUCAGUAUAUACAUGGCUGCUCUUUCCUCUUGUGAUAGCAAACCUAGUCUAUUUAA